UUAUCAAAACAAGAAGACAGUAAGAAAACGAUUGUUUUUGUGGAUACAGAUUACAGGUUGUAUCUGCGCUGUUGCCAUUGUCAUUUAGCCUUUCAUCCUCAGUGUGAAGUGUUUGAGCUAGAGCUUAUUCUUACUGGCGAAGUAAAAGAAAUUUUGUGCACACCUUGCUCAAGCAAAAAUGGCUGAUGAUAAUAGAGUCUAUGUACAGUUGGAAUCAAGUGGAGGUGGCCAGACUUUACUUUUGGUUGAUAGUGAUAUGGCUAAACAAUUACAGAAUGAUGCAACUUUCCGUGAAAAUUUUCAAAGGUGCCUCCAAGGAUCAGAAGAAAAUAAAGCUGAAGACAAUUCAUGUAAAUCUGAAGAAAUAAUGAAAGAUGAUAACAAAGGAGAGGUAAGAUGGCAACCUCAAGCUACCCAGCUACUUGUUUCAAUGCGUAUUGAAAAUGAUGUAAAAUUCCACAUGCAGAAGACUCACUCAACUUUGUGGGAUGAAAUUUCAGCAGUUUUGAAAGAAAAGGGCCACAUUUUCACUGGGAAACAAUGUAGCAACAAAUGGAAGUCUCUAAAGAGAGACUAUCGGGCUGUUGUCGACCACAACUCCAAAACUGGCUCAGACAAGAAAACUUGUAAGUUUUUUGAUGACUUUAAUCAACUCUAUGGAAAUAAGCCAAGUACCAGACCAAGUUUUACUAUCAAUAGUGGUUCCACUACAAGUGCAUUAUCUAAUCUUCAAUGUACAGAUGCUGGGUCAAGGUCAAAUGCAGAAGUUUUCGCCAGUGAAAUAGAAGAUACAACUGACAGUGGGGAACCACCAGAAAAGAAACCAAAAACACCAGGCAGAAAAAUAAAGAAAAAAGAAACUGGUGUUGAUAGAAUGGUUAGCUUUCUUACAUCUUACCAGGAUGCCCAAAAGCAGAUGCAAGAGGAGCAUGAAAUGUUUGUAAAAGAACAGAAUGCUGAAAAGCUUAAAAGAUUUGAUCAGUUGUUGGACAUUUUGGCCAAAAAGUAAUAUUAUUUGUCUUCCAUAGAAGAUAAUUUUAGUGACAAUGAGGACCUUAUUAUGUGCCCAUCAUUUGUUUUCUUUUCUCAAAAUAGUUGGAUAAGAGGUUUAUCAAUUUAAUACAUUUUUGUUUAUAUUUCACUGUUCAUAAAUAGUUAUAUUUACCAUAAGCUGUUUUAUUUCUUAGGAUUGAAAGGCAAUAGCACUUGUCAAAAUUGUCAUGAAGAUUUUGUUAUUUCCAACUAGUCAUAUUUGGUACUCAUCAUUAUGCCAUGUACACAUUUGGAGAAAUUGUUAGAGUUAUAUUCAUUAUUGUUGAAAGGCAAUAGCACUUGGCAAAAUUGUCAUGAAGAUUUUGUUAUUUAAAACAGGUCUUAUUUUGUACUCAUCAUUAUGCCAUGUACACAUUUGGAGAAAUUGUUAGAGAGUUAUAUUCAUUAUUGUCAUGAAGAUUUUGUUAUUUCCAAUUAGUCAUAUUUUGUAGUCAUCAUUAUGCCACAUACACAUUUGAAGUACUUAGUUAUAUGUGUUAUUGUUGUGAUUUAUUGAUAAUUAUUGUGAUAUUUUGAUUGUGUAAAUGGCAUCAUUAUUCAGUAAGAAUUAUGUUAAUGAUCUC
Molecule: messenger RNA, 1616 nt
Organism: Ruditapes philippinarum (Manila clam)
Lineage: Eukaryota; Metazoa; Mollusca; Bivalvia; Venerida; Veneridae
Exons: 5
Coding region: 179-1009 (276 amino acids)
Source: RefSeq, a predicted model, not a curated record